AUGCAGCUCCGCGGGGUCCCCGUCGCCCUCCUGCCCCUUUGUCUGCUCUGCCUCCAGGCUGCGCUGCCGGCCCGCGGCCUUCGCGUCCGCUACGACGGAGAGAAGCUGAUCCGAGUGGUUCCUGGGAGCGAGCAGGAUGCAGAGGUGCUGAGGGCUGUGCUUCACAGGCUCCAGGUGGACUUGUGGCAGCCCAGCAGCCCCUCCCACAUUGCCGAAGGGACGGUCACCGACGUGCGAGUCCCCCGGAACACAUCCCGGAGCCUGCUGCCCUUGCUCCAGCAAGCAAACAUCCCCUACACGAUCCUCAUAGCAGACCUACAGCAAGCAGUAGACAACCAGACUGGACUGAGGCCACACAGAAGUCGAAGGUCCCUCUCUGGGUACAACUAUGAAGUAUAUCACUCCCUGGAAGAGAUCCAGGACUGGAUGCACCACCUGAACAGAACCCACUCAGAUCUUGUUCACAUGUUCUCUGUUGGGGAAUCCUAUGAAGGGAGACCACUCUUUGUGCUCAAGUUAGGUACUAGAUCACGGCCCUACAAGAAAGCUGUCUGGAUAGACUGUGGGAUCCAUGCCAGAGAGUGGAUUGGCCCUGCCUUCUGCCAGUGGUUUGUGAAGGAGGCUCUGCAGACGUACCAGACAGACCCUGCCAUGAGAAAGAUGCUCACCCAGCUCUAUUUCUAUGUCAUGCCUGUAUUUAAUGUGGAUGGGUACCAGUUCAGCUGGACAAACGAUCGCUUCUGGAGGAAGACGAGGUCGAGGGACAGGCGGUUCUGGUGCCACGGGGUCGAUGCCAAUCGCAACUGGAAAGUGAAGUGGUGUGAUGAAGGAGCCUCCCUGCACCCCUGUGAUGACACCUACUGCGGGCCCUUCCCCGAGUCCGAGCCCGAGGUCAGGGCUGUGGCUCACUUCCUGCGCAGGCACCGCAGGCAGCUCCGCGCCUACCUCUCCUUCCACGCCUACGCACAGAUGCUGCUCUACCCUUAUUCCUACAAGUAUGCCAUGAUCCCCAACUUCAGCUGCGUGGAGUCAGCAGCCUAUGAUGCUGUCACCGCCCUGCAGUCAGCCUAUGGCGUACAGUACAGAUACGGUCCCGCAUCCAGCACCUUGUACGUGAGCUCGGGCAGCUCCAUGGACUGGGCCUACCGGAGCGGCAUGCCCUACGCCUUCGCCUUCGAGCUGCGCGACACCGGCACCCAUGGCUUCCUGCUGCCCGAGGCGCUGAUCCGCCCCACCUGCACUGAGACCCUGCUGGCAGUCAGAGCCAUCGCCCUGCACCUGCUGGCCAAGUGCCGCUGA
Molecule: messenger RNA, 1299 nt
Organism: Indicator indicator
Lineage: Eukaryota; Metazoa; Chordata; Aves; Piciformes; Indicatoridae
Gene: CPA6
Product: carboxypeptidase A6
Exons: 11
Coding region: 1-1299 (432 amino acids)
Biological process (GO): proteolysis
Molecular function (GO): zinc ion binding; metallocarboxypeptidase activity
Source: RefSeq, a predicted model, not a curated record